This is a messenger RNA of Kockovaella imperatae, 2632 nucleotides long. RefSeq lists its product as hypothetical. The coding region runs from base 194 to 2242 and encodes 682 amino acids. The record is from RefSeq and is a predicted model, not a curated record. Gene Ontology annotation, cellular component: nucleus. Gene Ontology annotation, molecular function: zinc ion binding; transcription cis-regulatory region binding; DNA-binding transcription factor activity, RNA polymerase II-specific. Lineage: Eukaryota; Fungi; Basidiomycota; Tremellomycetes; Tremellales; Cuniculitremaceae. Gene Ontology annotation, biological process: regulation of DNA-templated transcription. The transcript has 21 exons.
GUGGGACACCGGCAGCCUAACUGACUGACUCCUCAUAAUUUCCGCCAUCGGGUUGUUCGGUCUUGCAAAACAUAGAGAUUGAUCGCGGAGUUUUUUUCCCCCUAUCAUCACAUGUCCCAGGCGGUCACGUUGCCUCCGUGACGUUGCUCGAACUCGAAGCCGACUUGUUGCUUCUCGUCCGGCUCAUCCGAUCAUGUCAAAUGCUGCUCAAGCUGAUAGCGAGGAAAUUAAGAGAAUUCCAGCAUGCGACGAAUGUCGACACCACAAGAUCAAGUGCAUAGAUAAAGAUAAACCACCAUGUAAACGGUGUCGAGCGUUUGGCAUCUCAUGCACGUUCGGGGCUAAAUCCCGUAUGGUUCCGUCCGCAAGGACGUCGGUAGACCAUGGAGCAGACGUAUCGGAUCCAAGUCGACUGUCCAGCCUGGAGAACCAGAUGCGAGAUGUCCAUUCAGCGCUGAGAGAUAUCACGAGCCUCCUCCGGGCGCCCGGAGCAGUAGCCAUGGGGAACCAGCGAAUCGGCCCCGAUUCUUUUCACCAACAGAUGUCUGCGCCGAGAUCACUCGACAUUCCUGAUCGAGAUUCCAUGGUCCAUUUUGAAUCGUCCUCUUCAAUCUCAAACCUUGAUAGAAGAGCGCAAUCUGGUCUGAGGGAUUCUCGACCUGACAUCAGCAUCUCACCCGAGGGCUCGACAUCUCAACGACACUCGUCGGUCAAACCUUCGUUGUCUCAGGAACGAGGUCCCUCCAUUGGAUUCAGUCCUCUCGAUCCACCAUCACGAGCUGAGGACUUCUUGGCUGCUGCUGCAACUACUGCCCCGAUGAGUGAGGUUUUGUACGAGGAUGAACAGGCCCGUCUGAGGGAAGAUACAUUACCGGACGAGCAGAGGGGCUCAAGUUCAGACACAUCUCAAGCACAGCCAAAUGAAAAGUCCCAUUUGAGAGGGAGGAAGAGGAAAUUUGCCCGAGAUCCCCAUGAGGACGAACAGGAUCCGUUUGGACCAGGAGGAGCUUUCUCCGAUGAUCCAGACGCUUGGAGCAAAGACCCGAUCGAUCAGGGACUGUGUACCUUGGAAGAAGGGACUUUAUGGUUUCAACGUUUCUUCAAUGGCGCACACAAUUACCUGCCUUUGUUCGACCCACAGCACGACACGUUCGAAAGACUCCGAAAGAGGUCGCCAUUGGCCGUCAGCGUCAUACUCAUGGUAGGACAAAAGACGAGCGAACCAACUGAAGACUCAAAAGCGGUCCAGAUGAGACUGAAGUCGGCCGCGGACAGACUCGCCUCAAUCACCCUCUUUUCACCCGUCUGCUCCAUUGAGCUGGUGUCCGCGACCUUAAUCCUCUCUUGCUGGAGUGAUACUGCCUGGAGACUUGGAAUGCAAGCCUUGGCCAUUGCCGUCGAUCUCGGCAUACACCGGUGUCUGCCGCGACUGGUAGAGACUGGUAUGGGUUCGGGAAAGACUCAAGAGGAGCUGGAGCGGGAGAGACCCUUAGUCGCUGGUGCGCGGGUGUUCAUGGGUAUCUGCAAGACCAUCAUAGAGAUGUGUUUCAACUACGGACGACCCAUACCGUUCCCAUUUGAAUGGACAAUGAAGUCCGCACGGAAGCUGUUAAAUCAUCCCCUUUCAUUAGUGUUCGAUAGCCGACUAGUGAUGGUCAACGAGGUGUAUGCUAUGAGGAUUCCCCUACAUGAACCAUGGACCCUAAAGCCGACGAGCAAGUCCAUGAAUGACUCGUCUAUAGUGGAAGCCAAGACGAGACUGCAAGAGUGGGCCACGUAUUGGCGAGCAUACUACGAGCUUCAGGAAGUGAUGCCGGAUCAUUUCUUGGUUACUGAACUCUUCACAAUCGAAUGCUAUGCAGUAUUGCAGAUUAAUGCAGCCGUCUUGUACGGCGUGCGGGAUAAGGAAGAUGUUUUAGCGCUGACCGUUGAGAGACGAUCAUGGCUAGAAGCUGCGCUUCAAGCAGCUUCUACACUAGUCGCAAGAGUCGCCCGGCGAUCUGAGUUUGAGAAGUUGAAAUAUGCCAAUCGAUUUGCUCAUCUCGGUCUGGUCACUGUCGCUCGCUACUUGAUCCGAUUAGCGUGUCUCAUGCCAGAAGAGAUUGACCUGAGGCGAGCCGCAAAGGACGUCGAGCUAAUGGCUGAAAAGCUCGCCACAAGUAGGAUGCCAUUAGCGGUGCCGGCUGACGAAGACAGUCUCGGAUUUCAGACUCGCGGGCUUCCUCCGCAGUAUCGUCAAUAAAGCUAGAGAGCAAUCUCAAUUACCUCCUGGUUCUCGGAUAGGAACUCCAAGCCGCGAUAUGAGCUUGCAUAUGACGCGAGAGUCUGAAGGUGAUCAUUCUCGGGGCAACGCUCUGGAUUCUUCAGGAGACCCAGGUGCCAUGUAUUAUGCCAAUCAAGAGGGCAUCCCAUCUCUUGACGGUCUCAAUUGGGCUUUCCUCCAAGCUGAUGAUCUGUUCUCUUCACAAUCUUGGAUGGAGACAUCGGAACAAUCGUUGGAUCCGAAUGUUUGGUCACAUUCGUUGCCGUUAGGACCAGAGUUUGCCACUGGAUCUCUCCAGGACACGUCAAUGCCUGGGAACGGAUACUGGGGAGGGGCAGAUACCCCGUUCUGGGAAAAAUAGACAUUACA